AUGUCAGACUCCGGCAAGAAAGAUAAGGCCCCUGAGCGCCCAGAGGGGGGUGACGGUGCCAACAAGGGUAAAGCCAAGUCCGACAAGAAGAAGAUCCCCUCCAACAUGAUCGAGCCAAUCCUUGAAAUGAACCCCGCGCUGAAGGCCGAGCUUGCCUCCAUGCCCCAGGAAGAUGCGGCCAAGAUGCUCUCCAACAUGGAUGUCUCUGAGCUGCUCACCGGGCUCUCACUCACUGGAAAGAAUCAGAAAGAUAUGGCUUCACACAAGUUCUGGCAGACACAGCCUGUGCCUCACUUCAAUGAUAAUACAAGCAAGCGCACUGCUACACAGGGUCCUAUCAAGAUCAUCAAGCCCGAGGAUGUGCAGCAGCAACCCGACCCUUUGAUCGAAGGUUUCGAAUGGUGCACCCUGGACCUGACCGACGAGACCGAGCUGCGCGAACUCUACGAGCUACUGAACAACCACUACGUGGAAGAUGACAACGCCAUGUUCCGAUUUGCCUACUCGCAGUCAUUCUUGCAUUGGGCCUUGAUGUCCCCCGGUUGGAGAAAGGACUGGCACGUGGGCGUCCGGGCUACCAAGUCACGCAAGCUGGUCGCCUCGAUCUGUGGUGUUCCAACCGACAUUCGCGUGCGUGGCGAGCGCAUCCGCGUAACAGAAAUCAAUUUCCUCUGCAUCCAUAAGAAGCUGCGCUCGAAGCGCCUGACGCCUGUUCUGAUCAAGGAGAUCACCCGACGCUGUUACCAGCAUGGCAUCUACCAAGCGAUCUACACGGCCGGCAUCAUCCUGCCUACACCCGUCAGCUCGUGCCGGUACUACCACCGCGCGCUGAACUGGAUGAAGCUGUAUGAUGUAGGCUUCUCGCCUCUGCCGCAUGGCUCGACCAAGGCGCGCCAGGUCGCAAAGAACCAGCUGCCGAAUAGCACUGCGACACCGGGCUUGCGGCCUAUGGAGUCGAAAGAUAUCGAUGCGGUGCAUGACCUGCUGGAGCGGUUCAGUCUGCGCUACGAUAUGAACCAGGCGUUCACUCGCGAAGAAAUCGACCACUGGCUUGUGUACAAGGAGGAGAAGGGUAAGGAUCAAGUUGUGUGGGCUUAUGUUGUGGAGGAUCCGCAGACGCACAAGAUUACGGACUUUUUCUCAUUCUACAACCUCGAGUCUACUGUUCUGGGCCACGCUCAGCACAGCCUUGUCCGCGCUGCCUAUCUUUACUACUAUGCUAGCGAGACUGCAUUCACGGAUAACACCAAGGGCUUGCAGGACCGUCUGCUGCUAUUGAUGAACGAUGCGCUUAUCUGUGCUAAGAAGGCCAACUUCGACGUGUUCAACGCACUCACCUCUCACGAUAACCCGCUCUUCCUCGAGCAACUAAAGUUUGGUGCUGGGGAUGGCCAGCUUCACUUCUAUCUCUACAACUACCGCACAGCUCCUGUGCCCGGCGGUAUCAACGAUAAGAACCAGAUCGAUACCAAGCAGACCCGUGGCAUGGGUAUUGUUAUGCUUUAG
Messenger RNA from Penicillium chermesinum, 1506 nucleotides. RefSeq names its product glycylpeptide N-tetradecanoyltransferase swoF. The transcript has 4 exons. Bases 1 to 1506 code for a protein of 501 amino acids. Gene Ontology annotation, molecular function: glycylpeptide N-tetradecanoyltransferase activity. Gene Ontology annotation, biological process: N-terminal peptidyl-glycine N-myristoylation. Lineage: Eukaryota; Fungi; Ascomycota; Eurotiomycetes; Eurotiales; Aspergillaceae. Gene Ontology annotation, cellular component: cytoplasm. The record is from RefSeq and is a predicted model, not a curated record.